AAAAAGAAGAAGCACAAAAUGAGGAAGGCAAAAUGUAAUCAAAGCAGGAGCCCGAGAAGGGAACGUGGUAGAGAAGUAGCCUUAGUUGAGAAGUCUUGACUACGAAUUAGAGAAAAAGGAAGUCAGUAGAAAAGUGUCCCUGUUGUCUUCCUCCCGUCUAACACAUCAAACACCAGCAACGAGGGGAGCCCAGUUCUUUUGUUUUCUCUGAGGAAAAGAAUGUUAUUUUACAUUUGUGCCCAAGUCAAUCACGCCAAGAAAGUCGCCGCUUCUUUCAGCGAGUUGUUACAAUCAUCAGGCAAAAGCGAAAGUGGAGAAAGAGAAGAAAUGAUUUCAAAAGCAGUGCGGUUCUAUUUGGAGAUUUUGUUCUUGGAGAAUUCCUUGCCUCUGCAUAGAACCUUUGUGUCAGUCUUCGCAAAGACCCGUAAUUUCCAGUCUAGGAAGCGGUUUUGUGUCUCACGCGUGGCCUUGUCUGUGAUGAGUACGCCUAAGUUGGGAUAUUUAGUGGAUGUGGUUGUGGUUGAAGACUGCUCGGUUUUGGUUGCUUGGGACAUUGUUAGUGGGUUGAACAACGUGGUUUUGGAGACUAACGAGGGGGCUAGGCCUUCCCCAAUUGCUAUGGAGCAGUGCCAGCUGCCAGGAGGCUCUGUCUUGCUUGCAUUACUUGAUUCAGCGUUUCCCGAUAAAGUUUAAGGAUUUGGGCAGUGAAGAUUCGGAUGUAAUGGAGAGGGUUGUGGUGGUUCUGAUAAGUAUAUUGAAAUCAGUGGCCUUUUCAGGAGAUUGCUUUGUGGCGGCUGGUGUGAGCCUUUGUGCUGCUCUGCAAAUGUGCCUCGGUGCAGAAGAGCUUGGUUUGAUUACUAUUGAAGGUAUAUUCUAUCAAGCUACUUGUAGUUUUGGUAGUUCUGGUGAUGAUGUGUUUAGGGAUGCUAUUUGUAAAGUUCCAUUUGAAAGAGAUUUUUGUUCUGAAAUUCGUAAUCUUUCUGCCUUAAGUAGGCUUUGCUUGAUUAGAGGCAUACUCACUGCUGUUUCAAGAACAGUUCUCAAUCCCCAUUUUGUUGUGUCAAGGGAUAAAUUGAACGGUUGUCA
This is a messenger RNA of Rubroshorea leprosula, 1086 nucleotides long. The record is from the annotation of a GenBank genome assembly. Lineage: Eukaryota; Viridiplantae; Streptophyta; Magnoliopsida; Malvales; Dipterocarpaceae.